UCUCACUCUCACUCUCGCUCUCGCUUUCACUCCCCUCUCCCUCUCACUGCCCUACCAAUCUUCUAACACUUCACUCGCCCCCCCCCUUCUCGCGGUCGAAACGCCCCGAAAUCCAACGCACGCUUUGCACCAUCUGAUCCCCCUCCCCUUCGCUCCCGGGUUUGAAGGAUUCAGAUAGAGUUAACCAAGACCAAGCUUUCCGACAGCCCGAACUCGACCCAAUAGUUUAACCUUCAGCCGGUCCACGCGCGUGCCCCUGUCUCACGUCGCCUGUAGGCUGUCACCCCCCCCCGGUCUCACCCGUUCUCUCCCUCUCCAUCUCUCUCUCUCUGUGUGUGUGUCUCUGUCUCUGUCUGUCCCUUUUUCUCGUCCCCUCUUGUCUCACUUCCCCAAAACCUGAAAAUACCCUUUCUCCGCCCGUAUAAACCCCACCAUGGAUCGGCGCGACCGAGAUGACCGGGCCGGCGAGACCAGGCCGUUGCUGUCGGACCAGCCGCACCUGAAGCCGGACAUCGAGCCGGCGACGAGUAGCGGCAGCAGCAGCAGCAGCAGCAGCAGCAGCUGGCCGGCUGAGGCAUGGCUGCUCUGCCAGUACGCGCUGCCGCUCAUCGCCACCUACCUGCUGCAGUACUCCUUCACCGUCAUUACCACCUUUGUGGCCGGCCACCUCAGCGCCGACGACCUCGCCGCCGCCAGCAUCGGCCUGACCACCAUGAACAUCGUCGGCUUCGCCAUCUACGAGGGCAUGGCCACCGCCCUCGACACCCUCUGCGCCCAGGCCCACGGCUCCGGCCGUCUUACCGCCGUCGGCCUGCACGUCCAGCGCAUGCUCAUCCUCAUGGCCAUCGCCACCGUGCCCAUCGGCCUCUUCUGGGUCUUCUCGCCCUCCAUCCUCUCGCUGUUCGUGAAGCAGCACCACCUGGCCGUCAAGGCCGGAUCCUUCCUGAGGGUCAGCCUGGUCGGCAUCCCCGGCUACGCCGCCUUCGAGGCGCUGAAGCGCUUCCUGCAGGCCCAGGGCGAUUUCAAGAGCGCCAUGGUCGUCCUCAUCAUCUGCGCCCCGCUCAACGCCCUCUUCAGCUGGUUCUUCGCCUUCAAGCUGGGCAUGGGCCUCGAGGGCGCCGCGCUGGGCCAGGCCCUCGUCAACGACCUGCGGCCCGUCUUUUUGCUCAUGUACAUCGUCUUCUGGGGCCAGUGGUCGCACCAGUGCUGGGGCGGCCUCUCCCGCAAGGCCUUUACCGAGUGGAGCGUGCCGGUGCGGCUGUCCAUCGCCGGCUCGGCCGUCAACAUUGGCGAGUGGGCCGCCUUUGAGAUCCUGACGCUGAGCACCUCGUACCUCAGCACCGAACACCUCGCGGCGCAGACCAUCAUGACGACCAUCUCGGUCGUCAUGUGGCACAUCCCCUUCUCCAUCUCGGUCGCCAUCAGCACCCGCAUCGGCCACCUCAUUGGUGCCGGCCUCGUAUCGACCGCCCGGCGGGCCGCGACGCUGUACGCCGUCGUCUUCACCGUCGUCGGCAUCCUGGACGCCAUCCUGGUCUUUGCGUUCCGCAACCAGCUCGGCCUCAUCUUCUCCGAGGACGCCGUCGUGCAAAGGCUGACGACGAACUCGAUGCUCGCCGUCGCGGCGUUCCAGCUCAUCGACUCCAUCAUCAACGGGUGCAACGGCGUGCUGCGCGGCCUGGGCCGGCAGUCCGUGGCGGCCUUUAUCGUGUUCGUCGUCAACUAUCUGGCCGCGGUGCCCAUCGCCGUCUGGCUCGAGCUGGGGUCGCCGGCGCUGGAGCUCGACGGUGCCUGGCUGGGCCUUGGCGGCGGCAUGGUAGUCAUUGCCGUCAUCGAGUGUGUGUACUUGAAGGUCAUCAGAUGGCAAGACUGCGUCGAAAGUGUCAGGGAAAGAGAGGGGUUGUAAUUGGUCUUUGUAUCCUUUUGAGCGGAGCGUAGCAUAAGAAAGCGAGAUGGCAUAUAGACACAAAAGUAAUGCUGAUGGUGGGUGGUAUCAGGCCAACGCCAUGCAGGCAUGCCGCCAAGCCGAAUUAGAUAUAUGGUUGGGACUUUUUCCAACGUUAGAGAAUACGUAGGGUCCAUAAUGAGAUUCUCACACAGUUGGUAUACUGAUAAUCACAUCUCCAUUUCGUACUCUGUUGAAAAGGGAUCUAUGACGAGCGAUGAC
This is a messenger RNA of Colletotrichum destructivum, 2167 nucleotides long. Its product is annotated as Putative multi antimicrobial extrusion protein. Gene Ontology annotation, molecular function: antiporter activity; xenobiotic transmembrane transporter activity. Lineage: Eukaryota; Fungi; Ascomycota; Sordariomycetes; Glomerellales; Glomerellaceae. Gene Ontology annotation, biological process: xenobiotic detoxification by transmembrane export across the plasma membrane. The transcript has a single exon. The record is from RefSeq and is a predicted model, not a curated record. Gene Ontology annotation, cellular component: membrane. The coding region runs from base 434 to 1906 and encodes 490 amino acids.